This is a messenger RNA of Clunio marinus, 282 nucleotides long. Lineage: Eukaryota; Metazoa; Arthropoda; Insecta; Diptera; Chironomidae. The record is from the annotation of a GenBank genome assembly.
AUGAAAUCAGAGGACGCAGUCGUUUACUCAAGAACUAUCGAACAGAAAAUUAUCCGAUUCAUUGAGAAACCUGAGAAUCUUCCAAAUUAUCUUAAAGUUUUUCGAUCAGUAUCAGAAGAUGAUAAUGAAUCCAACAAUAAACCUUCACAAUCCGAUUUCCUUGCGUCUUUUUUUAAUUCUCGCAAUAAUUUAAAUAUCACCAGCUUGCUAGACACAUUACAGACAUUGUUGAAGCAUCACAUAAAUAGUUUAAGCUUGGUUUGGUGUGAAGAACGAAAAUGA